ACACCGGCGGGCCGCGGGACCCAGCCAGGUGGCACCCACGUUCUCCAUGAGCCCCAGUACUUGAACUUGUAUAAAUCUAUAUUUUUGCAACCUAAUCACAUACAGUAAAGCUAGUGAGCAUGAUAACUCAAGAAAAAUUUCCCCUUAAAUAGUGCGAGUAAUGAUAAACAUGCGAGGUAGGGCCUCUGGGGCUGGGGGCGCCGUCGUCGCGGCGACAGCAAGAAAUUUAAUAAUGAGUUGACCGUCCGUCUUAGUAUAAUGUCCUUGAUAUUGGUAAUUGAUGCUGUGCGCGUGAGCGAGGAGGAAAGAUGCACCUAAGAUGCCAAGUCAGUUUGGUGGUAUAAGCGCUGUCCAUAGUCUUGCCAGCGAGGACACCGAGCGCGACAGUAGUACUCGCAACACCGCUCGUCCUGCGUACAAUAUUAUCAUGGAGGACACACGAAUAAAAAAAAUUGCUGACACCGUUUCAACACAUCCUGACUUCCCUAAGCCUGGAAUCCUAUUUCGAGAUAUUUUUCCUGUCUUGGCUGAUCCUGCAGUCUUCAAUGACCUCAUAAAUGUGAUGGUGGAGCGUGUCCAAGCCAGCCAUCCGACUCCUGAUGUAGUGGUUGGGUUAGAGUCCCGAGGGUUUCUUUUUGGCACCCCACUGGCUUUGGCUUUGAAGGUGCCAUUUGUCCCAGUGCGCAAGAAGGGCAAGUUACCAGGAGAAGUGAAGCAAGUCUCCUUCUCCCUGGAAUAUGGAACAGAUAUUUUUGAAGCACAAGCUGGGAGAAUAAAAGCUGGACAAAAUGUAUUGAUUGUGGAUGAUCUCCUUGCCACUGGGGGCUCGAUGAAGGCUGCUUGUGAACUGGUGACAUCUAUGGGUGGUGAAGUGACACUGUGCCUGGUCUGCAUUGAGCUGGUUGACUUGAAGGGUCGAAAUAAGGUGGAACAUCCUGUUGACACAAUCUUAAAGUUUUAGCAACUACACUUGGGAAAUGCAUACAAAUUUAUAUAAUCAGUGAAUUCUGUAUGGCUGUUUGAUACUAGCAUUACCAUGUACAGUAGUAGUACCUUGACUUGCGACUAAUUUGUAAAAUGACCAUGAACAUCAAACAUGGUAGAAGCAUAACUUGAAAACAAACCAAAAAAAAGGCCCAAUGAUUCUUCUCUCCCUUGCAUGGUGUGCAUCAUCCUCUUUUGUGGCACGUCUCCCACAACAUGCGUCUCUUGCAAUGUCAGCAUCUCUUCGCUCAUACUGUGCUUUCCUACAUUAUUUUGUGACUGUUUUUGUUAUUGUGACCUUACAUUGCUAAAAUUUUGGCCCAGAUUAUGAAGCCUUUAAAGGAAGGUGCUAAGAUGAUGAUUGCAUUUGAGACAAAGAAGGGGAUUAUCAUUGUUUGUUGUUUUCUUUUUUUCAAUUUGGGGUAAUAAUUUGUAAACAUAAUAUCAUUUAAAAUUACUUCUGUAUGAAUGAAUAUUUCUUGGUUGAUAGAACAGACGUUUCCAUUAAUUUUUAUGGGGAAAAUUGAGUCGACUUAAAGUGAAUUGGACUAUGAGGCAUAAGCCCUUACCAGUAACGGAUUACAUGCUCGCAAUCUGAGGUACUACUGCACUUAGUUUUGUUGUUCUACAGUGGUGAUUAGAACGAGGUAUGCUCUACUUUGGAUCCUCACUUACUGCCUUGCCAUUCCAUUUUUACAUUCCAAGUGUCAGUUUGAAUGCAGUAGUAUAUAGUUUUCAUGGUUCUAGUUUUGUUAUAGGUUUUGGGCACUAUUUAAUCCUGUGGGUGGAUUUUGGGGUACAAUUAAUUAUAAUAUCAUUGUAGUUGUGAUGUAUCUGGCUGGGCAGGAUACAUUGAUCGUGUAGUCUUGAAUCAUUAGUGCAUUAUUGUUUUCUUACCAGUACAUUUGCUGACAUGCUCAAAUAAUUAAUAAAAAUGAACUGGGAUAAUGCUCUAGUGAACUGUAUAUCUGUUUGUUGAACUUAUCAAAAGACUUUUACACUUAUCAUUUUUGUUUAUUAAUAAUAGAUAUUUAAUAAAAUAUAAUAAGUGUAAAUGCAUAUCCUAUAUAUAAAAAUAUUUCAUACAAUCAACAAAUUACAUAUGAUACAUAUUUCACACUUUAUAUACACAUUUAACAAGCUAGUAAGUUUCAACAGAGCUUGUAAGAUGACAUCAAGAAGAAAAAAAUUAACAAAACUUUUCUCCUACAGAAAAUUAUUCAUCUCACUUCUUUUGCAGUUGAAAUUAUUUAACAUACUUUGUGAAUCACAAUUACACACCAUUAACACACACUACAAUACAACAGGGUAUUCAUCAUACAAAACUAGAGAUUUUUUUUCUUUUACAACAGCUAACUUGGCUUACAACCAACUCAUCACUUGGGUGAUUACAAAACAAUAAACACUAUAUAUACUAUGCUUUAUGUGGUAGAAGGCACUCUUUAUACAUGCUUUACUGCACUUAAAAUAAUAAAUAUUUUAUUCAUU
Molecule: messenger RNA, 2472 nt
Organism: Scylla paramamosain (green mud crab)
Lineage: Eukaryota; Metazoa; Arthropoda; Malacostraca; Decapoda; Portunidae
Gene: Aprt
Product: adenine phosphoribosyltransferase-like
Exons: 5
Coding region: 320-961 (213 amino acids)
Biological process (GO): adenine salvage; AMP salvage
Cellular component (GO): cytoplasm
Molecular function (GO): adenine binding; AMP binding; adenine phosphoribosyltransferase activity
Source: RefSeq, a predicted model, not a curated record